Messenger RNA from Recurvomyces mirabilis, 2580 nucleotides. It is a transcript of the gene NIP1, whose product is annotated as Translation initiation factor 3 subunit c. Gene Ontology annotation, molecular function: translation initiation factor binding; translation initiation factor activity; RNA binding. The transcript has a single exon. The record is from RefSeq and is a predicted model, not a curated record. NCBI's taxonomy places the organism in Eukaryota, Fungi, Ascomycota, Dothideomycetes, Mycosphaerellales, Teratosphaeriaceae. Gene Ontology annotation, cellular component: eukaryotic translation initiation factor 3 complex. Bases 1 to 2580 code for a protein of 859 amino acids. Gene Ontology annotation, biological process: translational initiation.
AUGUCUCGAUUCUUCCACGGCGACAGCUCAAGCGAGAGUUCCUCUGAUGAGGAGGAAUUGUACAGCGGCGAUGAGGCCGAGCCCAAGCCAGAGGCCGAAUCUUCUUCUGAAGACUCCGAGGAAGACGAUGAUGACGACGACGAUUCCGACUCCAGCGACGAAGAUGGAGCCAAAGGGACAGGUGCCAGCCGCUUCUUGCGCGACGAAUCGGACGACUCCGAAGAGGAGGAUGAAGACAAAGUCACAGUGGUCAAAUCAGCAAAGGACAAGAGGUUUGAUGAGCUCGAGGGCAUCAUUCGAUUGAUUGAGAAUGCCGAGAAGAUUAGCGAUUGGGGUGCCAUCAACGACCACUACGAUAAAAUGAACAGGCAACUACCCACCCUAACCCGUGAUCUGGAUGGCAAGGCGCCGAAGAUGUACAUCAAGACUAUUGCGGAGCUGGACACGCAGGUCAACGAGGCAGUGGAGAAGCAGAAGGUCACGCCUAAGAAGAUGAAUCCGAUCGCGGCCAAGGGUUUGACGGCACUGAGGCAGAAGCUCAAGAAGAAUAACAGGGAGUAUACGGCGGAUCUGGAGCUGUACCGAAAGGAUGCCGAUGAGUUCAUGAAGGAGGAUGUAGUGGAAGAGGUCGCGCCUGCGCCCAAGAAGCCAAAAUCCAAGCUUCUGCAGGGUGAUCAGACUCUAGACGCCAAUGACGAUGGUUUCACGAUGGUUGGCGCGGGUGGCAAAGCCAUGGUCUACACUCCCGAGAGCAUUUUGAAGCAUCUACGCACCAUUGUGGAAUCCAGAGGACGCAAGAACACCGAUCGACUCGAGCAGAUCAAGAUUAUGGAGAGAUUAUUGGACGUGGCAGUCUCCGACUACCAGCGUAUUCGCGUGCUCAUCACGUUGAUAGCCACCCGCUUCGAUCUGACUUCCGGUACUGGUUCACAGAUGUCUCAAGAGCAAUGGAAGCUCGCACAAGAGGGCAUCGCACAGCUUCUCGGCAUCCUCGAGUCAAAUGCCGGCAUCAUCGUUAUUGAAGGUGCAGAGGAGUGGGAGGAUGACGAUAAGCAGCCUACAGUCGGACAGGGCGAGGUGUUUAAGGUCCCUGGCUCCGUUGUAUCCUUCGUUGAGCGCCUUGAUGAUGAGCUCACCCGUGUGCUGCAAAGCAUCGACCCUCACACCGCUGAAUACGUCGAGCGAUUACAGGACGAGGGCUCGCUAUACAUCAACAUCGUCCGCGCACAGCUUUAUGCUGAGCACCUCAAGGCAGACGAGAAGCUCAACGCAUCUCAGGAGAACAUCAACCGUGUUGUCAUGCGCCGCCUGGAGCACCUCUACUUUAAGCCAUCGACCGUCAAUCAGACACUGGAAGAGAACACCUGGAAGGCUGUGCCCGAGAAGCUCGAUUCCAAGGUUUCGCCGCGCUCGGUCGGCGAUGUCCAGGAUCUCGUCCAAGUCCUUGCGGUGUAUUUGUUCAACAAGUCUGAGGGUAUCCUCCGUGGCCGCGCCAUGCUGUGCCAGAUCUACUUCCUCUCUCUCCACGAUCAAUACUACAAGGCUCGCGAUAUGAUGCUCAUGUCACAUCUGCAAGACACAAUCGCCAGCUUCGACGUCAACACUCAAAUUCUUUUCAACCGCACACUCACGCAAGUAGGCCUAUGCGCUUUCCGCGCCGGCCUUGUCUACGAAUGCCAGACCACUCUACAAGAUAUCUGCGGCUCACAGCGCCAAAAGGAGCUGCUCGCGCAAGGUCUACAAAUCCAACGUUACUCUCAGAUCACACCCGAGCAAGAGCGUCUGGAGAGGCAACGACAACUUCCCUUCCACAUGCACAUCAACCUCGAACUCCUCGAAUGUGUCUACCUCACCUGCUCCAUGCUCCUCGAGAUCCCUACACUUGCACAAGCUGGCUCCUCCCCCGACCUCAAGAAGCGCGUUAUCUCGAAAUCCUACCGCAGGAUGCUCGAGUACCAUGAGCGCCAGAUCUUUACCGGCCCACCAGAGAACACCCGCGAUCACGUCAUGCAGGCGUCGAAAGCUCUGGCUGCAGGCGAGUGGAAGAAGGCGGCUGACUUCAUCACGUCGAUCAAGAUCUGGGAUCUGCUACCGAAGAGCGAGGAGAUGAAGCAGAUGCUUGAGCAGCAGAUUCAGGAAGAGGGUCUCCGGACGUACCUCUUCACCUACGCGCCUUUCUAUGAUACCCUUUCUGUUACGAACUUGGCGGGUAUGUUCGAUCUCAAGGAGCAGAAGGUGACGGCCCUUGUGAGCAAGAUGAUCCACCACGAAGAGCUUGCUGCAGCACUCGACCAAGUCAAUGGCGCUAUCAUAUUCAGGAAGGGCGUUGAGCUCUCUCGAUUGCAGAGUCUCGCUCUCACCAUGGCGGACAAGGCACAGAAUCUUAUUGAGUCGAAUGAGAGGGUGCUGGAGCAGAGGACACAGGGCACAUCGAACGCCUUCGAGAGGCAACCCCAACGAGGGCGUGGCGGCGGACGUGGAGGUCGUGGAGGAAGAGGCGGUGCUGGACAGUUCCGUGGUCGUGGCGGUGGGAGCGGGUUCACAGGUGGUGCGUUGGGAAAUGCGAUCAGAGCGCAGUAG